UGCGUGCGCAGCGCAUGCGCGUUUGAUGUUGUCAGUGGAGUGCGCGCAGUGUUUUGUUCUGCUGCAGUGCUGUGAUUUAUGUUGUGUCAUGGAUAACCUGGAGGAGGAUCUGACGUGUUCUGUGUGUUACUGUCUGUUUACUGACCCGCGAGUGCUGCCAUGUUCUCACACCUUCUGUAAGGGCUGUCUGGACAACGUUCUGCAGGUCUCUGUUAACUUCUCCAUCUGGCGGCCCCUCCGCCUGCCGCUCAAAUGCCCUCACUGCCGCAGCGUGGUGGAGCUUCCGACCAACGGCGUGGAAGCGCUUCCUGUCAAUGUCUGUCUGCGUGCCAUCGUAGAAAAGUACCAGCAUGACGGCAGGCCACAUUCUCCCACCUGCCCCGAACAUCCGCGCCAGCCUCUCAACGUCUACUGUGUCCAGGACCGCAAGCUCAUAUGCGGCUUCUGCCUCACGAUCGGGCAGCAUCAAAGUCACGCCAUCGACGACCUGCAGACAGCGUACAUGAAGGAGCGUGCCGCGCAGACACGUCUGCUGGAGCCUUUGAGAGGUAAGCGCUGGGAGGAAGUGUGCGGUCUGACGGAGCGUGUACAGCAGGAGAAGCUUCGGAGCGAAGAGCUCAUUCAGAACGACCGUGAGGUGGUAUUGCAUUUCUUUCAGGGCCUCGAUCUCAUUCUCGCCCAGAAGAAGGAGCAGUUCCUGCAGGCUCUGGAUGGGGCGAGCGUGCUGCUGGCACGUGCAUACGACCCGCUCAUCGAGCAGCUGAAGGACAUGCAGGAAGAACAGAGCGACCUGAUCUCUCUCAGCUCCAGUAUUGAGAGUGAAGACUGUCCGCUGGUUUACCUGGAGAAGGUGCAUCAGCUGAGGGAGCGCGUGAAUGCGUUGAGUCAGAAAACAUUACCUGAGGUUCCCGGUCUUCACAUCACACCACGAGCAGAGCAGUUCUUCGAGGAUCACUGGGCUUGUGUGACGAUAACUGGGCUCAGAGACGGCCCACUUCCAGAAAUCACCUGUCGCACUCAGGCAUGCUCCAUGAACGGCACUCGCUCUGCAAGUCAGACUCGGUUCUGGCGUCUUGGUCCAUCUUCAGCUUUAGUCCUGAUGCUGCUCGUGCUGAUACUGACGGCUCUGUGUUUGAACCCGAUGGGUGGAAGCACUCUUGGGUUCUCAGUUCUGUCAGGAGUCAGUCAUAUAGUUGAAAAUGUUUCCAGUGAACUUCAUGACAUGGGGAAGUUCCUCCUCUGUCUGCUACAGAACAUCAACAUGACAUUAUGCUCUUAUAUUUCAACUUUAGGGGAAAACACCUUCCAACAUCUGCUCACCUUUCUCCAAACACUACACUAGUGUUGAACUACUGCUGGGCCUCAAUCAUGCAAUGGGAGCAAAACAAAUGUCUAUUCUUUGCGUAAAUUGAAUUGAAUGCAACAAUGGUUUUAUGAACGAGCUCCAUAAUUUCAGUAAGAAUAGUUGAGCAGAACCAAUUUGUCUCAUUUAGAGAGAUGCUGAUACAAUUAGUUUUCAUUAUCCAAUUAUUUAAAUCAACAUCUGCUGAUACUUGUAAGUUUGGAGGUUCUGCUUUGUUUUAACACUACCUUGUUUCAAAUCACUGAUAAUUAAUUACACAACUUCGAGAGAAUGAUAAAUAAUAGCUUCUUCUGUCUCUACAUGUCUUCCAUGUUUUAUAAUGACUGUUCUCACUUAUACUGUAAGCAAAACACUUAAACAAUGGGAUGCACCGAUACUACUAUUACUCUUCUCAUCUCUCAUUAUCAGCCGAUAUUGAUCCGAUAUCAGUGUCGUUUUUUUUUUUUUUGGCGUAUCGUCAGAUAAAGGCAUUUAUCUGCAACAUCAGAGACCAGCAGAUUGUUUAAAAACCGUCGAUGAUCAGGGCCUGUUUAGAGCGUCUAUACCUCACUGUGUGGAGCAGGUGUUUUUGCAUAUGAAUCGGUCACCGUUACCCAAGCCAGUUAAAAACGUCAGUAUUGGAGCAGAUAAUGAUCCAAGUAUUUGUUAGGGAUUGUGUCAUCCUAACAAAAAGCUCAAUAUUAACUGACAUUAUCAAUCUUAACUCGCAUGAACUGAAGUGUGAAUGCCACUUUAGCAAACUCAUAUUCCUGCUGCGUGGAGCUUUAGGUGAGUAAUGUAAACGAUAGUUCCACCUGGGGAAAUUCUGAAGUGAAAAGCUUACAAAUCCAAUUCAGAAUAGUUCCACACAAGAGUCAUUCACAUACAGCACGAGUUGUAGGAUCAUUCUCCCAUGUGGUUUGAUGACUGGAAAUAUGGAAAUAAUGGCCUUGAUCAUCGACUGUUUUUAAACGAUCUGCUGGUGAUUGAUGAAUUUGCAGAUAAAUGCUUUUAUCUGAUGAUAUGCCGAUUGGCUCAUUUAAUUUAAUGCAACUAUUGUUUUAAGAACAAUGUUCUAGGAAUGUUCAAAAGCACCGUCUUCAUAUCUGACUCAUCUGUGUGUUGUCUGAGUGACUAGUCAUUGUUAAGGGACCUGUUUAUAAGUAGGCUGUGUUUUGUUCAGAUCCCAUCAGACAUGUUUUAUAUGGAUAAAUGGACAUCAAGUGCAUCCUUUCCACAAGGUGACAAACAGGUGUCAGUAAUGUUGUCUAAUCGGUGUAGAACGGUUUAUUCAAUCCAUUCUAAAUCAUGUGAUUUACUAAAGAAUAGUCUGUAAUGAUUAACAGGAAUACAGAAGUUAACUACAUCACCCAUUAUGCCUUCACGUUUACAUUGCUGGCGCUGUAGCAGAUAUUAGACUUUGUAUCAAGUGUCAACCACAUUGUUUUAGACUAGUUAAGACCAACAACACCUGCUCAUAUUUAAAUCAAUAUCCUUCAGUGUGUUGACGUGAACUAGUUUUAAAGUGUGUCGUUUCUGCAUUAUUAGCAGAAUCAGAUGGAUUAACAAAAUGACCAAACAGUUCAAACUGGCUGCCAUCGGUUGGGAAAAUGAACGUCCCACCUUUAAACUCAUUUUACUGUCAGAACUCAUGUUGUUUUUAAAUUGUAAAUGGGUUUGUGCAGAAUUGGCAUCGUUCUGUUGGCUGUACAUUCUCUUGCGAGUGUUUUAUACUUAUUUGCUGUCUGUUCAAAUAUUCCAAAUCACACUUACAUGAGCCACGUGAACAAUAAAAUGUAUGUUUAUUCAUUUUAUUUCAUUCAUAGCCUGAACAGUUUCAGUGUUUGCAAAAUGAUUAAAUCCAAUAGAAAAUAAAGCAUGUGUUUAUCGAGGCCUCAUCCUCCCGUUUGAAAACAUGUUGAAUUUGCUGUAUACAACUCUCGUCCUCACUGAAAAUUGAGCGUUUCAAGAACUCUCCA
Messenger RNA from Xyrauchen texanus (razorback sucker), 3321 nucleotides. It is a transcript of the gene trim59, whose product is annotated as tripartite motif containing 59. The record is from RefSeq and is a predicted model, not a curated record. Gene Ontology annotation, biological process: positive regulation of canonical NF-kappaB signal transduction; innate immune response; positive regulation of macroautophagy. Gene Ontology annotation, molecular function: zinc ion binding. Bases 26 to 1342 code for a protein of 438 amino acids. Lineage: Eukaryota; Metazoa; Chordata; Actinopteri; Cypriniformes; Catostomidae. The transcript is spliced from 2 exons.